AUGGACAUCAACUGGUACGAAGAUCUCCAUUGUUUAGUUAUAAGUUCGAUACAUCACAUCAACAGAUCUCAAACUUCUCCUCGAGAUAAGUUCGAUACAUCACAGGACUACCAUUAUUGCAUUGUUAUCUUAAGAGAAACAUUUGAUACUAGAAUUGUAGGGCUUUACCCCGAAGGGAGCCCUUCCAGAAAUUCUCGAGGGCACAAGGCUAACCCAGGCCCAGGAGGGGGUUUGGAAAUAGUUUUCAACCAGCAAUAGACGCGCCUCGGUUAGAACAUCAUUAGCUGCGUCAUUGCCCCAAGCGCAAAGAUAGUUCACAUCCACCCUUAGCUCUCCUUUUAUAUGUUUUUCCGUUGGAUAUCCUCCAGCUUCCUCAAUGUGGGAUCAAAAACAGACAUUCUUACUCGGUCGAGGGCCAGGUCUCGGUGCACCAUGCACAUCUGGCCACAUUCACACCUCUAAAACAAGAAGCAACACAAGAAUUGAAGGCAGAGAGAUGGCAACGUACAAUAUGAUUGAGAAACAGUCGCAGGCAGCUUGUACAAUGGAGUAGAACCGGGAAAUAUGGAAAGCUAGCUAGUCUCGACCAAGGAAAACUUGGCAAGAAUAUGAGCUGCGUUAUUGCAUUCUCUAGGCUGAAAAUUGAUCAUGUUGCCACCAAUUCGAGUAAAUGUCUUCCACCAAACCACCUAGUGCAACCUAACAGGGACAAUAACAACCUUGUUGGUUCCAUCGAGUUAACUUCAAUCCGGAUUGGCAGAAAGUGCCCAUCGAUGACAGAAUUGAUGCCUUUUAGGAUUGCCAUCAAAUUCAGACCAGUAAGAACAAGUCAAAAUAACAAGACGACUCCUCAUUUAGCCAUUUGCACAGAAUGAUCUCCAGAGUUGCAGCCAAAGAGAGCCCCAAUGGUUACUACAGCUGAAGCAAUGCAGGGAUUGAGAAAUUCUUCGUUUGAAGAGCUGAUGUGCACGGGGCAGAAUCUCUGAGCAGGCCAUCCAAUCUGACUUGGUUACAAAGCUUUUACAUAUAUCAGUUUCCAGAAACGCCUUACAACUAUUUGCCAUUCUAUUCAAAACACUGAGUUUAAAGCGAGAAAAGGAAACAAUGGACGUUAAGCGAGUUAUUGCAUCAGUGGCUCCA
Rosa rugosa (rugosa rose) is the source of this 1140-nucleotide messenger RNA. RefSeq lists its product as uncharacterized. NCBI's taxonomy places the organism in Eukaryota, Viridiplantae, Streptophyta, Magnoliopsida, Rosales, Rosaceae. The record is from RefSeq and is a predicted model, not a curated record.